ACACCAAAGAUGCCAGCAUACUUUGAAGGAGCAGAAGAAGAGGUUAAAAAUAAAACCUCCGUGUUUAGAACUGUUGAUGAUUUUUUCCGUCUAGACCAUAUUUCAAGGACAGCAAAAUCAGUUGCAGUAAUAGGCGGUGGCUUUCUGGGAACUGAAUUAGCUUGUGGCCUUGGGAAUAGGGGGAAAAGUAGUGGCUGCAAGGUGGUGCAAUUGCUGAUGGAAGAAGGUCACUUUGGAGGACUCCUUCCUGAAGAAAUGAGUAAACACUGUAUUGACCUUGUGACCAGUGAGGGUGUUGAAGUGCGGCCAUCUUGCACUGUUACUGGUGUACAGUACGACAAGAAAGAGAACAAGGUUGUGCUACAACUGGGCAAUGACGAAAAGGUGUUAGUGGAUCACGUGGUGGUAGCAGUAGGUAUCCAGCCUAACGUGGAGCUGGCGGAGAGUGCAGAACUAGAAGUGGACCCCAUACGAGGAGGCUUCAUGGUCAACACAGAGAUGGAAGCAAGGUCAAACUUGUAUGUGGCAGGAGAUGCUGCAUGUUACUAUGAUCCCAAGCUGGGACGUAGGAGAGUGGAACACGUGGUGCAGGCUGUUAUCUCAGGGAACAUAGCAGGAAACAACAUGACAGGGAAGAAAGAUUCUUACAAAAAACAGGCAUAUUGGUGGACUGAUCUUGGUCCAAAGUUUGGUUGUCAGGGUAUAGGAUUGGUCAGCUCAAAGUUGAAUACUUUUACGUUUCCAUUUCCAAAUGAUGAUCAGAGUGAGCCACCUGCAGGGAAUUACUUGAAUGGUGGAAAAGGAGUGGUGCUUUACAUGAAAGGCAAGAGAAUCGUCGGGGUUUUAUCAUGGAACAUGUCAUCUGAAAGUCAUAUGGCUGAAGCAGAGAAAGUGAUCAGGGAGCGCAAAGAGUACGAUGAGACAAGUUUGGCAGAAGUAGCUGUCAGGUUCAGAACUCUAGAGGACACUUGGAAUUUAAAAGCAAAGAACUCAGAGGAAACCACAAAAGAUACAAAGAAUGAACAGAAAUCUCAAGAAAAGAAAUAGAAUAGAUCUCGUCCAGUCUUUUUUCAAGAUUCAAAUUCGACCUUCAUUAAGGUUCACUAACUUUUAAGAUCCUAUUGGAAUUGGAAGAUUUAUCAUUCAGAUCUCUUGAAUUAUUGGGUUUUUUUUUACUAAUGGCGUGUACUAUCACCAGAGGAAUACUUUUACAUAUUACAUUUUCAGUCGAAUUAUUUUUUCACAUUGUUAAACAUUUGUUGAAUUGUUUACUUCAUGGAGCACAGAUCAUGCCAAGUUGAAAUAGCAUUUUUAAAGAUUUUUAUUUGUAACUUCAGAGUAAAUGAAAAGGAUUGAAAAAAGGUAGAAAGAAAGGUUUAUUUACAUCUUAUCUAAAUCAUAUCAGAGCAGAAUAUAACUUGCUGCUUUAAGUUUAGCAAGGGGUCAAAGUGUACUAGUAGGCUUGGUAAUGGCUUUAGAGAAUUAUACCGUUUUCAAAAGUGUUGCAAAUACAGCAUAAAGCAUGCUAAUCUGUAGAUUGAAUUAUAACUCGUCGCGAAGUUAAGAACAUUACCUAUGAAGUGUAUCAAUUUAUUUUCUCA
Lingula anatina is the source of this 1601-nucleotide messenger RNA. RefSeq names its product apoptosis-inducing factor 1, mitochondrial. Gene Ontology annotation, cellular component: mitochondrion; cytoplasm. Gene Ontology annotation, molecular function: NAD(P)H oxidase H2O2-forming activity; FAD binding; protein dimerization activity. The record is from RefSeq and is a predicted model, not a curated record. Gene Ontology annotation, biological process: mitochondrial respiratory chain complex assembly; apoptotic process. Lineage: Eukaryota; Metazoa; Brachiopoda; Lingulata; Lingulida; Lingulidae.